This is a messenger RNA of Nerophis lumbriciformis (worm pipefish), 7007 nucleotides long. It is a transcript of the gene iqsec3a, whose product is annotated as IQ motif and Sec7 domain ArfGEF 3a. Gene Ontology annotation, biological process: actin cytoskeleton organization; regulation of ARF protein signal transduction. The record is from RefSeq and is a predicted model, not a curated record. Gene Ontology annotation, molecular function: guanyl-nucleotide exchange factor activity. NCBI's taxonomy places the organism in Eukaryota, Metazoa, Chordata, Actinopteri, Syngnathiformes, Syngnathidae.
CGCCUCCUCCAUCGACGGUCCGCAGGCGAGCAGAGAGCCGGGAUUUCGGCGACACACAUCUUCCCCUCAGUGAUGGAGAGCCUGCUGGACAACCCGAUGAAAGCCGUCUUGUACCUGAAGGAGCUCACCACCAUCGUGCAGAACCAGCAGAGCCUCAUCCAGACGCAGCGGCAGCGCAUCGACGAGCUCGAGCGGAAGGUCGAAGACCUGAUCGGCGAGAACAGACACCUGCGGGACCCCCAGCAGUACGUGCAGCAGCAGCAGCAGCAGCACACGCAGCCUCCACCAGCGCACGCCCACCCGCAUCAGCACCACCAGAGCGGCGGCAACAAGGCUGCAGCGCACAGCGGCCAGCAGGCGCAGCAACAGCAGCAUCAUCAUCAUCAUCAUCACCAACAGCAUCAUCAUCAUCAUCACCAGCAGCAGCAGCAGCAUCAGCAACACCCGACCCCUCCUGCUCCGGCUCCGGCUCCGGCGCCGCAUCACCCGCAGCAGCUCCAGCUGGUGCCCACCUCGCCACAGUCUCCCCAAGCUAGCCAAGCCAGUCCGGACCCCAGCGAGGAGGGCAAGAGGAGCCCCUGCUGCAAGUCGCUGGUCCCGCAGACCCCCACCACCUUGUGCCGCUCGGUCGGACUGGCCAGGAAAGCAGACAACCAAACCGUGCUUCAUCAGUUCUGCUGCCCGGCCCCGGACGCCCCGGAGGGUGAGGUCUUGUCCGCCUGCGUGCCCAGCGAUGACCUUUCUCCAGACCCGUCAGUGGGUGAGGAAGGGGAGGGAGGAGAGGGGGAGCUGCAGAGUGAGGCCCAGUCACAACCACAGCCCCAAGAGACUCCGCCCCCGGAGCCUGAGUGCGAGCCUCAACCGGAGCAGUCGCCGCCCGAAACUGAACAGGAAUUAAAACCUGAACCAGAAGCAGAGCUCGAGAUUCAAGUUGAAUCCUCGGGCGGGGACGAAGCGCAGGAAGUUGCACCGCCCCCCGGUGGCCUGGAGGAAGAGUGCACAGCAGAGGAGGAAACUAAGGGAAAUCAGGAAGCAGGGGAUGCUCAAGAUAAGGAAGAAGAGGAGGAGGAGGAAGGGGGAGGAGCUAAAGGAGGCGGAACGACGAGGAGAGCCAGCCUCCAUCACACGGCCUCGCCCCUGAGGGUGCAGCGUAACGGGGCCGGCUCGCACUCGGCCACCUCCGACUAUGAGCUCUCGCUUGACCUCAAAAACAAGCAGAUCGAAAUGUUAGAGCACAAAUACGGCGGCCACCUCAUUUCCCGCCGUGCCGCCUGCAAGAUCCAGACCGCUUUCCGCCAGUACCAGCUCAGCAAGAACUUUGAGAAGAUCCGCAACUCCCUGCUUGAGAGUCGCCUGCCACGCCGAAUCUCCCUGCGCAGGGUGCGCACACAGAACACGGAGGGCUUCUCGGCCGAACGGGCCCUGGCGGAAGGCUGCAACCUAGCGGGCAUCCCCCUGGUGAGGUCGCCGUCACUGCCCACCACAGUGGGUGGCUCGCUCACCGACCUAGAAGACUCCUUCACUGAGCAGGUCCAGUCGCUGGCGAAGUCUAUAGACGAUGCGCUCAGCAACUGGAGCUUGAAAACUAUGUGCUCAUUGCAAGAGGGCGGUGCUUAUCAGUUCAAUGCAGCACCGGUGGGAGGACAGGGAGAGUCUGCAAUUCACCAAGGCCCGGUUGACCCGAGUGAUCUGUCCAAAAGCGCAAGCAAGCUCAUGAUGGCCUUCCGGGAUGUGACGGUCCAGAUUGACAGCCAGAACUUUCGGGUUUCGUCUUCUGUCAUGGAGUCAUCAGCUUCCGUCACGUUGGGCAGCUGCACUCAACGAACCACUUCCAUUACAGAAAACUCCGCUCCGCUCUCCGACAUGUCACAGGAACCACAUGCUCCCCCAGCAGCUGACACCAUAGACCCUCCGCCACCACCUCAAGAGCACCCACCUCCCCCAGAAAUAGACUUGGACACAUGUGAUCAGGAUGUUGAGUUCCCCGCUCCACCACCGAGUGAGGAAGAGCUCACGGGUGAGGAGGACCUGCAGUCCUUGACCCCCAUUGACAAAACGGCUCCCCAACACAUCCCAGAGGAGGUUGCGGUGGUGGCGCCUCCUCCGCCGGAGCUUCCUAAAUUCCUUGCUGCCACCGCCGAGCCGCUGGAAGUCAAGCGAAGUGGCUCGGAGACGGUCGACAACAGCUCGGAGCAGAUGAGCAGCAGCAGCGCUUCCACGGAGGCCCGCUCCACGUCGGAGGCCUCCUCCAAGGAGGCGCUACAGGCCAUGAUCCUCAGCCUGCCCCGAUACCACUGUGAGAACCCCGCCAGCUGCAAGUCGCCGACGCUGUCCACAGACGUCAUGAGAAAACGCCUCUACCGCAUUGGCCUCAACCUAUUCAAUGUAAAUCCUGACAAGGGCCUGCAGUUCCUGAUAUCGCGAGGAUUUAUCCCUGACACCCCCAUCGGCGUGGCCCACUUCCUGCUGCAGAGGAAAGGUCUGAGUCGACAGAUGAUCGGGGAGUUCCUGGGCAACAGCAAAAAGCCCUUCAACAGGGACGUCCUCGACUGCGUGGUGGACGAGAUGGAUUUUUCGGGCAUGGAGCUGGACGACGCGCUGAGGAAGUUCCAGGCCCACAUCCGCGUUCAGGGAGAGGCGCAGAAGGUGGAACGUCUCAUCGAGGCCUUCAGCCAGCGCUACUGUAUGUGCAACCCUGAUGUGGUGCAGCAGUUCCACAACCCGGACACCAUCUUCAUCCUGGCUUUCGCCAUCAUCCUGCUCAACACAGACAUGUACAGUCCCAACAUCAAGCCCGACCGCAAGAUGAUGCUGGAGGACUUCAUACGCAACCUCCGAGGUGUUGACGAUGGAGCGGACAUCCCUCGCGACAUGGUGGUGGGCAUCUACGAAAGGAUACAGAUGAGAGAACUGCGCUCCAAUGAGGAUCACGUCACUUACGUCUCCAAGGUGGAGCAGUCCAUUGUGGGCAUGAAAACAGUUCUGUCGGUGCCUCACAGAAGGCUGGUGUGCUGCAGUCGUCUGUUUGAGGUGACGGACGUCAACAAGGCCCAGAAGCAGGCGGCGCACCAGCGAGAAGUGUUCCUCUUCAACGAUCUCAUUGUGAUACUGAAGCUUUGUCCAAAGAAGAAGAGUUCAGCAGCCUACACGUUCUGCAAAGCCCUGGGCCUUCUCGGCAUGCAGUUCCACUUGUUUGAGAACGAAUACUACCCUCAUGGUAUCACCAUCCUCUCGCCGUUUGGCUCCGACAAGAAGCAGGUGCUGAACUUUUGCGCCCAAAGUGCGGAGGAGCUGCUCAAGUUCAUAGAAGACCUGAAGGAGUCCAUCGCAGAGGUGUCGGAGAUGGAGCAGAUACGCAUCGAGUGGGAGCUGGAAAAGCAGCAGGGGUCCAAGACGCACCCGAUAAACAACGGCACACAACUGGAGCUGCGUGGCAAACAUGGCGGCAUGUCAGGAAUCCAGGAAGGAGAGGACAUUAGUGGACACAAUGCAGUGGAGGUGUCAAUUCACAACAGGCUUCAGACGUACCAGCUCAGCUCGAGUCCCGAGAGCGUGGCCCUUCUUAACCACCGGGGAGAGCUGCUCUUCCACCCGGGGCUAACCCAGGGCCCGGCGCCUCCACCUCAACAUCUGCAGCUGCGCUCGGCGGCCAGCACCCCCGCCCACCGGCCAUACCCCCAGACGCCGCCGUCGCCAUCGCCGCAUCCGCCGCCCGCCGUCAGCGUGGCCGAUCUGCGGCCCGAGACGCUCAUCCAGUGUCAGCAGAUCGUCAAGGUCAUCAUGCUGGACAACAGCGGCCACGCCCGCGUGGAGGCCUUCCUCAGCCACGCGCCCGCCCACCCACAUCCGCACCCCCACCGCUACCAGCACUACCAGCUCAGUCAGUCGGCCACGUCCACGCCGCUUCGCUCGCCCGACAACUCGCAAGGCGGCGGUGACGGCCACCAGCCCCCGCUCCCCCCGCCUCCGCCGCCGUACAACCACCCGCACCAGUACAUCCCCCCGGACCCUCGCCUCGGACUCCAUCGGACCCCCAGCGGGUCUCGGAGCAUGGUGUAAAUAGAAUUAAAGCCCCUUCCAGUACAUAAUGUACAUAAGAUCACACUUCUAUGCUUAUAUUUAGGAAAAUAUGCUUAGAUUUAAAGAAAUAUGAUGCAUAUAUAGGAUUUUACUUGACUACGCGUGUAUUUUCAAACACGUUUUUAGGACCGGUUUUAACACACGCUUGAUUAAAAGUCAACGCCAACCAGGAUGUGGGAGAAGAUAAGAUCACCUUCCUUCUUUCCUUCCUUUCUCGCUCCCUUCCUUCUUCCUCAUCCAAUACGCUUGUGCCAAAAAUAUCAACAAAAAAAGCCUCCACCGAAAUAAAAAGAACACAUGGCCAUGGCCAAGGCUUCAGAAAAGAACUAUUUUCCUUCCUCCUCAAGUAUGGAUUUAUUGGAUGGAUGCAAAAACUGAAAGAAAAAAAAAAAAGUUUCAUCAGACUCACUGUGGCCGCCAUGUUUUGCCAACUCUUUAUGUUGUUGCCAUCUACUUUGUCUGAGUGUGUUAUCUUUCUCAAUCUGCAGCCCUGCUUAUCUUUUUAGUCUGACAUUUAUCCCAAAAGGCAGGGAAACAAAAAAAAACAACAGCCUGUAGUGACAGCUGAUUUAAAAAAAAAAAAAAGGGCAAACAAACUGUUUUAUCUGAUCUAUUUCUGUGAGGUCCAAGCGUAGUUUGUAAAUAUCACAGGCUUCCCUAAUUUAGCCUCACAUGGCAUUAUCUUUUAUGCAUAAUAUAACACCCCCCUGCCGGGAAGCAGCAACUAGUCAACUUACAGGACAGUUUGACAUUACUAAAAAUGAUGUCAUGAAUAUUCCGGUCAAUAUUACCGCAUCUUAACACAUGACCAUUCCUCUAAAAUGUAACUUUGUGACCCGAUUAGUCACCCAAAUGACAAUUUCUAGCAAAGUCAAACUGUCAUGAUUAUUCCAAUCAGUUUUACAUGCAGUAAUGACAUGACUGCCUCUCUGAAAUCGGUCGCUCAACAUCAUCUUUUCUGCCUUUUUCACUCCACCUGACCUCCACUCCAUAGCAGCUUCCAGACCCAACUACUCAACUUAAAUGACGGUUUAACUAGAAAAUAUGUCAGGAUUUUUCCAGUCAGUUUUAUUGUGUAAUUACAUGACCAGAGUGACCCAACUUCAUGAUCGUUUUUGCACCACUAACUAGUCAAUUUGUCUUUUUUUAAAAUGUUAGGUGUCAAUUUUAUAGCAUCUCAAACGGCAGUAAUCACACUGAAAUAGGUCAUCCCAGAAAAGCAGCUUACAGACCCAACUAGUCACCCAAACAGUUUGAUCUUACUAGAAAUGAUGUCAUGAUUGUUUCAAAUUUACUGCAUAUAACACAAAGUAAUCACAUGAGCUUAGCUCGAAGUGAGUCGCCCCCGCCCCUGAAAAUCAGCUUCCAGACCCGACCACUGAACCUAAAUUACCGUUUGACAUUGCGAGGAAUGAUGUCAGCAUUUGUCCAGUCAAUUUCACCACAUAAUUACCUGAUUCAGAGUGAAGAGGGCCGUCCCCAUAAACCCAUCCCCCAGCCCAGAAAAGAAGCUGUCAGACCCGAUUAGUCAAUUUAUUCAUUUUAAAUAUUCAGUUGUCAAUUUCAUUGCAUUUUAGAUUUCAGUAAUUACACUAUCUUCACACCGAAAUGCGUCUCCCUCGAAAAGUACUUUUCAGACACAACUAGUAAUGGGGCGGUAUAGCUCGGUUGGUAGAGCGGCCGUGCCAGCAACUUGAGGGUUCCAGGUUCGAUCCCCACUUCCGCCAUCCUAGUCACUGCCGUUGUGUCCUUGGGCAAGACACUUUACCCACCUGCUCCCAGUGCCACCCACACUGGUUUAAAUGUAACUUAGAUAUUGGGUUUCACAAUGUAAAGCGCUUUGAGUCACUUGAGAAAAAGCGCUAUAUAAAUAUAAUUCACUUCACUUCAACCCAAAUAAGAAUAUUUAGAUCUUACUAGAAAUGACGUCUUUAAUAUUCCAGUCACAUUUACUACAUUUUAACUUUCACUCUGACGUGGAUCGCAGCUAUCAGGCCCAACUAAUCAAAUUAAAAGACAAAUUGCCGACGUCAAAAUGUGGCCGUAAGACGAUAUUCAGCCCGCUGCUCCGUUUUUUAUUGUCCCAUCUGAAUAUUCUGAAACUGUGAUUAGAUAAACACGAUUUAUUAUUAGAUGUUACACCAGUAGCUCGUAUUGUUUUGUUGCUUUAAAAAAAAAAGAAGUUUUUAUAGCAAAUACUAAUUACAUUGGAUGAAGUCCACUUAAUAUAAAAUAAUAAGUUAAAAAUGCACCCCAAGCAAAUAUAAAUACAGAGGUAAAUUUAUUUGUACUUAAUUAAACAUUGGAAUGUUAGUUGGCGCUGCAUGUUAUUCCAGUAUGUUUUUGUGCAUGAUUGAAUGAAGUGUGAUUAUGAUGAUCAUAAUUCUAACGCAGCAGUAAGAUGCACGGUGGCCAACGUCAGCUUCUUCCCAUCUUCCGUCCGUCCUUUUUGCUUUUCCCGGGAGAUGCUUUACAUGUGUGUAAAUGUGCGUGCAAGGGACGUUUCCACGGCAACCUAUGUAGCAUUUUGGGAGUCCCACGAAUAGCUGACUUCCACAUACAGGACACUGACCAAAGGGCUCUCCCAUACAAGUGCACUGCUUCAUCAAUGACUCCAAAAUAUUUGAGAACUUACAAGAUAGAAAGGAGAAGAAAAAAAAAGAUGUGAACGACAGGAAGUGGAGGAGAAAUGAGCCAUCAUCACUUCCUGUCAAAUUUCUCCCUUUGACCUGUCUCUGCGGUAUAUCAACAUGCUAUUAAAUAUGAUUCAAGUCUAUCCAGCAAUAUGUUUUGUUGUUUGAAGCGCCAUUCAUGCAGCUUUCAGAUGUUUGAGAGCCAUCCCACCUAAUUGCUUUGGGGUAUAAUUAUUUCAAAAUAAACUUCCAUUUAUGUCAUUUUUCAACUCCAAAUCUGACAAUAAGUAAACG